Prorocentrum cordatum is the source of this 588-nucleotide messenger RNA. NCBI's taxonomy places the organism in Eukaryota, Dinophyceae, Prorocentrales, Prorocentraceae. The record is from the annotation of a GenBank genome assembly.
AUGGGGCCGCAGGGCGCGGGCGGCGGCGAGGAGGGCUCGGGCGAGGCGCGGGCGGCGCGGCGGCCGGCGCCGCUGGACGGGGGCGCGCCGGAGGCGGCGCCCGAGCAGUGGUUCACGACGGCGCUCGAGCUCGCCCACAGCGACAUGCGCGCGCACCUCCGCCCGCAGGACGUCCGGCAGCGGGUGAGCGAGGCCAUCCGCGGGCGCGUCCACAGCGCGGAGAUCGGCCUGGCGGACGAGCUGCAGGCCAUCCGCAAGGACGACGUCUCGGACCUGAGCGCCGCGUUGCGGCAGCAGGUCCAGCUGCUGCGGCAGGACCUGGAGGCGCACCGGGAGGAGCCUGGACUCGCUGGAGGGCAUGCGGAAGAUUGUCCAGCAGCACUUCGUGCAACAAGGGCCCCCAAGGCGGCGCCGCAGGGAGCCCCCGCUCGGCGACGGCGGGGCCCGCGACGACGAGGCGCGGAGCCCGUCGCCAGCGGCGCCCUCCGAGGAGAGCUGCUGGACCAGAUGGUGCAGAGGUGUGUGGGCACCAGGAGAGGCGGCAGCACCACCGCGACCACCGGCGGGGUCACCUCCGGCGCGGGGUGA